Messenger RNA from Neltuma alba, 1221 nucleotides. RefSeq names its product pentatricopeptide repeat-containing protein At5g04780, mitochondrial-like. NCBI's taxonomy places the organism in Eukaryota, Viridiplantae, Streptophyta, Magnoliopsida, Fabales, Fabaceae. The transcript has a single exon. The record is from RefSeq and is a predicted model, not a curated record. The coding region runs from base 1 to 1221 and encodes 406 amino acids. Gene Ontology annotation, molecular function: protein binding; RNA binding. Gene Ontology annotation, biological process: RNA modification.
AUGUCUCAGAAAGCUUCCUUCUGCUUGUCUUCUCUGCUUCGAAGCUGCCUCACUCACGCUGCUGUCUCGCAAGCCAAGCAAUGCCAUGCCCAGAUCCUGCUCCAAGGCUUACUUCCCAACGUCACUCUUCAAACGGAUCUCUUGUUGGUAUACUCUAGAUGCGGGUUUCUUCGCGAUGCACGCCAAGUUUUCGAUGGAAUGCUCCACAAAAACAUGCAUUCUUGGAACAUCAUUAUUGCCUCGUAUGCCGAUAAUUCGAUGUAUUCUGAUGCUAUAGCUGUUUUCCGUAAAUUUCAGCGGUUGGGUCUUAGGCCUGAUCAUUAUACUUUGCCCUCGCUGUUUAAGGCUUCUACUGGAUUAGGCGAUACUUCUCUUGGUAAGACAUGUCAUGCUUUAGUUAUAAAGCUUGGAUAUGAGGAAUAUGUCGUUGUUGGAAGUUGCGUGCUGGAAUCUUAUGCCAAAUCCGGGGUCAUGAGUGAGGCAAGGCGUGUGUUUUCUGAUAUGUCGUUUAAGGAUUCUGUAGUCUGGAAUUUGAUGAUUUCAACAUUUGCAAGGACUGGCUUGUACGUGGAUGCUUUGAAUUGUUUGAGGGGGAUGAUUUUGAAUGAAGUUAAAAUUGAUUCCAUGACAUUUCCAAGCGUUUUGAAUGCUUGCGGAAGGGAAGGGGACUUGAUUAAAGGGAAAGAAGUGCACGGUCAAGUCGUUAAAGGUUUCAUGCUUUGUGCAGAUGCUGCCGUUUGGAAUGCAUUAAUUGACAUGUAUGGAAAGUGUGGUUGCCUGAAUUAUGCAGAAAAGGUUUUCAAGACCAUAACUGAUGUAAAUCUGGUUACUUGGACUACUAUGAUAUCUUGUUAUGGGAUGCAUGGAAAGGGAGAAGAAUCUCUAUAUCUGUUUAAGAAAAUGAUAGAUGUUGGGUUCACCCCAAAUCCUGUUACACUCACAGCAAUAUUAGCUAGUUGUAGCCAUUCAGGUUUGGUCGAUCAAGGCAUGCAAAUUUUCAGCUCAGUUCAUUCAGAAUACGGAUUUGAGCCCGGUGUGGAGCACUAUGCUUGCAUAGUGGAUCUUUUGGGACGCUGUGGAUAUCUGGUGGACGCACUUCAGAUAUUGGAAAGUAUGAAAUCAUCAGCCACAACAAGUAUUUGGGGUGCCUUGCUUGCUGGUUGCAUGAUGCACAAGAUGUUAAAAUUGGAGAAAUUGCAGCUCAUCACCUUUUUCAUUUAG